This is a messenger RNA of Fimicolochytrium jonesii, 2056 nucleotides long. RefSeq lists its product as uncharacterized. The transcript is spliced from 2 exons. The record is from RefSeq and is a predicted model, not a curated record. Lineage: Eukaryota; Fungi; Chytridiomycota; Chytridiomycetes; Spizellomycetales; Powellomycetaceae. The coding region runs from base 145 to 1848 and encodes 567 amino acids.
CAGCAACAGCAGCAGCAGCAGCAACAAGCGCACCGAUCUGAUCGGGGAUCGAGAGACCGCCCGCAGUCAUACGGUGGGAAUCCCAGCAACACCCUGAGGCCACCAGAUCCACGUCAAUCCAAUGUCCACAAUCCGCGGACUGCUAUGACUGGGGGUGACUUUUCCGACUUCGGAUCGAGGCAUUACUUUGUAGGCCAGAACCAGUCAGAUAGCGCAAUGGCCAGUCAAUCCUACCGUACAAAUGCAAUUGACCCUGCAUAUGGUGGUGGCGGAAAUGUGGUGACUCACGUUCCGCCGGGACCAGCUACGAUGGCUGUUAUGUCUCUGGACGAGUCGCAGGGGGUGGUACAACUGAAUCCGCAGGAUUCCUUUGCAGCAUCGUACUCCGUGGUUGCAAAGGAAGGGGACGAUGACCCAGAAGAUCCCUUCAACAAAUUUUGGGAGGCAGUCGAGAAUCUAGUAGAGAAAAUUUCGAUUCCAAGUCCGGUGGCCUUUGCCACCGCUCCGAUAGGGAACUCGCCGCAUAUGCAAGUCAGUGAGAGAUACGAGUUUCACAAAGAUGCAAAUCAAGGCUCGUUGGGCGCUUCACUACGCAGCACACAGAUGUUGAAUUCGUAUCUGGUCGUGCCGCCGGGUGAUGGACAUCCGUUGAUGGCAUCACGCUCCACUGUGCUGUCGAAUUCAACCAAUCCCACAUUCAACCCGCCGGUGUUCUACAAUGCUGCUGGGCAAGUGGUAGAUAAUGAGAUGCAGGGCUUUGGUGGCAGUGUGGAGUCAAACUACUUUGGACAGAGCGGAAAUGGCGGACCAAUGGGGUCAGAUAACUCCAUGAGCAAAAGUGCGAGGCGGAGAUCUGGGUCACUGAUAGGCACCAGCUCGACGCAAGGCAUGGGGCGAGAGUACGGCGGCAUGCGUGGCCAGGAUUCCAUGGCGAAUCAGGCGAUCGCGGGCACUAACAAGACGCACGAAGAGUUGGUUCUCGAGAACUUUCAGCUCAAAAAGACAUUGAACGCGCUAACCCACAAAGUGUCAUUCCUGGAACGUGCGGCCGAGGAAAACAACUUGCUCAAGUCUUCGAUCAUGCAGUUUCGACAAGAUGUUCGACGGCAAGCGUCGACGAGGGGCAGACGAAACAUGGGCCGGUCGAUGACCACAGGCCGAGAGGACGGCAGGGAGCGCGAAAGGGAACUGGAAGCCCGCAUUCGGACGCUGGAGGAAGAGCUCGUCCGCGUCCGCGACGAAGGAGAGAGGCUCAACGCCGCCAUGGGCAAGUACAAGGAGCGGUGGGCCAAACUCAAAGAGUCGGCCAAACGCAAGAAAGAGGCAGCCAGCGUCCCCACACCUGGCGGUCCCUCCUCCGACGUGCCGAAACCGUGCCCGUCCCCAUCCCCAUCCCCGUCAAUGCAACCAUCGCCUUCCAUGCAAAACCUGUACGGAACAACGCCACCGUCCGACACAUCCCACACAUCGCCAUUCCAAGCGCCAUAUGGGACGUCGCCGGCAGAUGACGGCUUGCGGGGCCUUGUCGGCAUGAGGAGAGGCAGUAAUACCAGCCAAAACAGUAUGGGCGGCGCUGGGAUCACUCACAGCACACGGCACAUCAUCAAUUCCUCCGUUUCCGGCACCAGCGGCGCCGGCGGGCCCGUGGCCGCUAGCGCCACGCCAUCCGGGGGCGGCGGUGGCGGAGUAGGAGGAGGAGGCAGCGCCGCCCUUCAAACAUCGGCCUACACAAACCCUGACGAUCGAUCGUCGUUAUCUUCGGCGAGUCGCAGUCAGAUGCAUGGUGGUAACUUUGCGGGCGACAGGUCGUUGUUUUACUCGGCAACCAGUGGAUUUGGUUUCGAUUGAUCAAGUGAGAAUGCGCCCGCCCUUGCAUUGACUACGGCGCUGAACGGCAGGAAUGGUGCGGCUGGCGGUGGUCAUCUGUUUCUGUAAAUGAAUGUAGUUUUGUAGUUUCUCCGCUUUCCAAAGCUUGUGCCGUUAUUCCAUCAAUGUAUGAGCCGCCCUUGUUUGAUGGGUCUUUUUACAAGUUUUCUGAAACAAAUGAAAAAGUGGA